AUGUCUCGAGCUGACCCUUACCUGCAGAACCCGGUGGCUACCUACAAUGGGAAGAAGCAGACCUUGUGGACCAAGUUGUUCGCAGCGACCUGGCGCAUGACUUGGUACCAAUACGUACCUUCUUGCGCUUCGGGAGAUCCUGAGUGGAAUAGAGAGGCGAAUGAAGACUGCUUCACAUGUUCAGCAAGCGUGCUCUCAUUCCCUAGAUGCGAUGCUGCAAAGGACAACGCCUGA
Clonostachys rhizophaga is the source of this 234-nucleotide messenger RNA. Lineage: Eukaryota; Fungi; Ascomycota; Sordariomycetes; Hypocreales; Bionectriaceae. The record is from the annotation of a GenBank genome assembly.